AUGGCUCGUGUGGAUAGUGAAGGGAACUCACGAGUAAGUAGCGAGUUCCUAGAUGAUGAUAUUCUUUAUUAUAGGUCGUUUGAUGGCUCUUCUAUGGUGAUUUCAUAUCAAGAACCGAUAAUGCAAAAUGUUGGUGAUUUGCAUAGUCCAACGGAGCUAAAAAAGGGAAUGGUAUUUAAAACAAAAAAGGAGUUGUUGGAGGUGGUAAAGUGUGUUCAUAUAGUCAAUCAUCAUGAAUUCAAAAUGGUUAGGUCUGAUCCAUUGACUUGGGAUGUGGAAUGUAAGUUGACAAAUGCUGGUUGUCCAUGGAAGUUGAGGGCUAGAAAGAGGACAACACAUGGUUGUUUUGAAAUCAUGUCCACUAAGGGUCCACACACUUGCCUCAAUCAGUAUAUCUCGCAGGAUCAUCGCAAUUUGAAUUCUUCAAACAUUGCACAAGUCAUUACUAGCCUUAUAGCUGUCGAUCCUUCUGUUUCAGAUAAGGUGUUAGUGUCUACAAUUCAUAAUGCAUUUGGUUAUACACCAUUGAAGAAAAAGAUCCGGGAUGCAAGAAGGAUUGCUAGUGAUAUUGUUUAUGGAACUUGGGAGGAGUCAUAUCAGAAGCUUCCUAUAUUUUUAAAUACAGUGGUAAAAUUCAAACGAGUCUUCUGGACAUUCAAGCCCUGUAUAGAGGCAUUUGCACAUUGCAUACCGGUACUUCAGAUUGAUGGUACACAUCUAUAUGGGAAGUACCAUGGAGUAUUACUUACCGCUACAGCUGUUGAUGGAUUCUACCACCUUCUUCCUAUAGCGUUUGCAAUUGUCGAGGGGGAAAAUGUGGCAAGUUGGACUUGGUUCUUGGAGCGAGUGAGGAAGUUAGUUUCGCCAGGACGGAAAGAGGUCUGUGUAAUUUCUGAUAGGCAUUUGGGGAUAAUUUCUGCUAUGAACAAUUUGGAAAUAGGGUGGUGCGAACCAUUCGGGCACCACAGGUUUUGUGUGAGACACCUUGCUGCUAAUUUUGCCAAGAAAUUCAAGAAAGGUGGCUUGAAGGAAAGGGUGGUUGCAAUGUGUAGCCAACUAACAGAGACAAAGUCCAAUUUGCAUUGGAAUGCAUUGUUGGCAGUUGAGAGUGGAGCAGAUGAAUGGUUUAGUGAAAUAAACCCCAAACAGUCAACUUUGGUUUAUGACGGAGGAAAAAGAUAUGGGAUCAUGACGACAAAUAUGGCUGAGAGUUGGAAUAAUGCCAUUAAAGCUUCAAGAAAACUCCCAAUUACUGCAUUGGUCACUUCUUUAUUUUACAAGAUUGUAAGCUACUUUGACCAACGCAGGGUGGAGAUAGAAAAACAGGCUAUUACUGGUAAUGAGUUUACCAAACACGCAAACAAAAUUCUAGGUAGAGGGAUAAAGCGUGCUAGUGGACAUCAUGUGAAAUUAUUUGAUAGAAGUUCUUUGAUAUUUGAGGUGACUACAAUGAAACAUGGUCAAAAGGGUGGGAAUAAACAGAUUGUGCACUUAAAUGAUUAUAUGUGCACAUGUAAUAAGUGGCAGACAUUCCAUAUUCCCUGUUCUCACGUGCUUGCCUGUUGUGCUAGUGUCGGAAUUCAGCACACGGGUUUCAUAGAUGAUUGUUACAAGCUAGACAAUGCAAGGAAGGUUUAUGCAGGUCACUUUGAGCCAAUACCAAAUCAAACUAACUGGCCUUUAUUAGUUAAUUUUCCUUUGGUGAUGCAUGAUAAUGAGAGUAUUACGAAGAAAUUGGGGCGCAGAAAGUCAACAAGAUACAAAAAUGAGAUGGAUUAUCAGGCAUUAGGAAAAGGAAAAGGCUCUUUUUCAGUUCUACAAGAGGUUUUGUUGAAAGUUCUUGGAUGCCUAUUAUUUAGCAAUGGCCUGAAAAGUUUUGUAUUGGAGGCUGCUGCUCAACUACAUAUGGGGGAGGCUGUUGUUGUUCUUGCAGGAGUGAAUGUGGUUGCUGCAGUGAAGGUGGUUGUUGUGCUAAAAGCAGCGACAUGUAGUUUCCCUGCGGUCUAG
This is a messenger RNA of Daucus carota subsp. sativus, 2007 nucleotides long. RefSeq lists its product as uncharacterized. Lineage: Eukaryota; Viridiplantae; Streptophyta; Magnoliopsida; Apiales; Apiaceae. Gene Ontology annotation, molecular function: zinc ion binding. The transcript is spliced from 4 exons. The record is from RefSeq and is a predicted model, not a curated record. The coding region runs from base 1 to 2007 and encodes 668 amino acids.